AUGAAGCAGCUAAAAGUUAUUGUUACAGGAAAUGUUGCUCAUCAACAGACAGUUAAAGAUGGCAGCAAAUUUGAGUUUUCAAAACAACCAUUGCCUCAGCAGCAGCAACAGAUUCCUGAUCUGGCAUUGUCUUCCGAAACUUCAAGUAGUAUCUGUGCACGAAAGGAGAAAUCCAUAACACCGCUGUCGUCUGAUAACGAACCAGCUCCCAUGGAUUUAUCAAAAAAGAGCGAAACUGAAACUGGUGACAGGAAAAAUAUUUUUGAAGAUAAAUCCAGUUUACUGUUUGAGCCAUCAGAAAUUUUACAACGGCAUCAACAACAGUUGAUUGAGCUGUAUAACCAAAUGGCGGCUUCGCAGGGAUUCAAGACGGAUUCGGAACAAAGCAGCGACGAUGGACGGGCCAAUUCGUCGUAUCUGCUGUCACCGCCAUCGAGCAAUGGUUCUAUGGAUAAGGUAUAUCCAUGUGCCGCCGAUAGUUGCAUACAGGCUUUUUCGUCGCGUGGCACGUUAUUUUUACAUGUUUUAAAAAGGCAUCCUCAUGAAAAGCUUCUGAAAUGCAAAACAUGCGAAGAGAAGUUUUCCGACGUUGAUCAGAUUCGUGGCCAUCAGUGUGGUGUCUUACCGAGGCCUUCUUCAACUGGAGCCCUUUUGCGAAGUCAGUCUCCAGAUGCUGAUCGAGCUUCUGUUCCAGCAAGUAUACCUCCUUUUACUGUGCUCAGCAAAAGUCCGAGUCCGUCGCUGAGCGCUGUAAACACAGCGCUGUCGUCGGAAAGCAGCUUGUUUCCUCGGAUGCUCUUUUCUCAACUGCUUAAUGCCGCAUCAAUUCCAACAUCGCCAUCUUUACCCUCUAAGAAUGCUGCGUUAGAUUUAUCUUCAGCGGCAGCUGCAGCAGCAAAACCGCAGUUUUUACCAUUACCACCAAUAGCGGCAAAUCCAUUGUUUCGUGGAUCAUUCAAUUUUGGUUUAUGUGGUCAACAGAAUCCACCUCGUGCGCCGUUCUUAGGUCAUGCCUCAACUGCCGCAUCCGUCCUGAAUAACGACGAUGACUGGGAAGCAUUAAUGGAAGUAACAACUACUGAUGAAGCUGAGAAAAUAAGGGCCUUAGUUGGGGAUAAAGUAAUGCCUACCACUGAUCCCAACCAGUGUAUCCUCUGCCGUAGGGUGCUUUCUUGUAAAAGCGCUCUUCAAAUGCAUUAUAGGACACACACAGGUGAAAGACCGUUCAAAUGCAAAAUCUGUCAACGUGCGUUCACCACUAAGGGCAAUUUGAAAACUCAUAUGGGAGUGCAUCGGGCAAAGCAUUCGUUUCGAGGUAUUACAGCAUCAAGCGUGCAGCAGCAGUGCCCCAUAUGUCCUAAACGUUUCUUCACAACACACCUGUUACAGAACCACGUAGCGCAGCAUACUUCCGAAUUGAGCAGAAAUAAUUUUUUGGCGCCUUUUGACAAUUCGCUUAAUGCAUUUGAGAGACGUCCAGAACAAGGGAGCCUCGCAAAUAUUGGUGAUUUACCAAAUAAGAACUCGCUAGCCUCUGUUGGAGGGCAGUGUCGUGGUGCACCACCUUUAAUCUCAGGAUUUGCCCCUCCAUUUCCGUUUUUUCCGCUGAAUCUUCCUCAAGGCUUGGGAGGUCCAAUGACCUCAAAUAUUACAAGUUCGCCACAUUCACCUCAGCGAGUUUCAGCACCCACAACCGCACCAAACAAAACUGAAGGGACGCUUUCAAACGGCUUACCGCUUGUCUCAAGCUUCAGUACUAUCAAAAGUGAAGGUGACCUUAUAGCUCAACUUCAAGGUUUUGAGAAAAAAUUGGACAACUCAAGCGAGCAGCAUUCUCAGAUGCCACUAAAUUUACGUUGCAUUCUGAAUUCAGUUACCGAAAGCCGUGUAAAAAACAAUGAAAAAUCAAAUCCAACAAUUGGAGGCAUUUCUUUUAGCAACAUGAGCCCAGUUUCGGAUGCUUCUAAGCAUACAGCGGGAAAAUCAUCCGAUACUUUUUCCAAGUUAAAUACAAAUAGCAUUUGCGCAAAAAGUAGCGUUGAACAAGGUGAAAAUAAUGAGGAUGAGAAAACAGAGGAAAGUUUGAUGUUCCACGGACCAUGUUCGUCAAAUAUCGAUGAGGACUCGUGUGAUGAAGCAAUAUCUUCCGAGGAAAAUGAAAGGGCUGAAGACGAAGAAAAGCAUUCAGAAGCAGUUGAGGAAGAUAAGGCUAGCUCGAAUGAAAGUUCCGGAGUGGCGGAGAAAAAACGAUGUGCAGAAAGUAUAUCUGACCCAUUAGUUGCUAUGCAAAAGAUGUGGGCUGAGACGGAACCUCCACCACCACGACAAGCACCAGUACUUUCAAAGCACCAGUGUGGUGUCUGCUUUAAACAUUUUAGCAGCAGUUCUGCACUUCAGAUUCAUAUGAGAACUCAUACAGGUGACAAGCCAUUUAAGUGUGAAGUCUGUAGUCGUGCAUUUACCACACGUGGUAAUUUAAAAGUUCAUAUGGGAACACACAUGUGGCAACAAAAUCCUUCUCGUCGUGGGCGUCGGAUUUUUGAUCCGCUCACUUCAGAGAAUAGUUCAUCGUCUGAACUGCUGUCACCGCUGGCACUAAAUCUUGAAACUAAUGCUCAUCAUACAAUAGAGAAUCCGUUGCAAGCUUCUUUUCCAGAAGGCCUUCACGGCGCAUCCAGCUCGUUUCCGACAUUUCCAUUUCCUUUUCCAUUGAUUCCAACAAGUACAGCAGUACCGACGACAACAUCUAUAGAUGCUCUGUCAUGGAUGUGGAGAACCGUGUGCCCAGGAGUUCUGGAGUCACAUGAAGGUAGGGUAACUGUUGUGUAG
Messenger RNA from Enterobius vermicularis (human pinworm), 2829 nucleotides. The record is from the annotation of a GenBank genome assembly. NCBI's taxonomy places the organism in Eukaryota, Metazoa, Nematoda, Chromadorea, Rhabditida, Oxyuridae.